UCGGUUCGGUUCAGUUAGGAGGCGUAUUCGUAGUGAUUCAAUCGAGCGCGGGUACUCAGUGCAAAGGCAAAGCUUCGUGCAAUCGGACGGACACAAUGGAAAAGUUUCCGGGACUACUGGGGCUAGGACUGGUGCUCGCGGGUCUCCUGCUAGCGGCAGGCACUUUGAAUGCCCUGCCCAUGACGAAUGAUCUUGAGCUGGUGGCUGCCUUUGAUGCCAUGGAGCCAGUACCAGAAGCAGCAGCAGCAGCAGCCGCCGCCCAGCCAUCGCACAUUUCACGCAUCGCUGCACGAGGCAAAGUAGUGGCUACCGCCCAAGAGGAUCGUCCGGAGCUGUUCAACACCAUUGUGCAGGAGCUGCAGUCAGCUGGUGUUUACACGGCCGAGCGCCGGGAUCUAAACACACUCAGCUAUAAGGAGCUAACCCGCCUCCUGGGCCUGUGGCACCUGUCGUCGGGUCGCAACUAUUACGAGGCGAGUGCCGCUCCCGCAGUGACCGCUGGCUAAAGUGCGACGCUUCGUCUUUUCGAUCGCUUGUUUUGUUUUUGCUCAUUUAUUAUUAUUGUGUUGCCAAAAGUGUAACUUUGAAAUAAAGAAAGACAACUGCUCCGCUACGCUA
This is a messenger RNA of Drosophila subobscura, 618 nucleotides long. RefSeq lists its product as uncharacterized. The transcript has a single exon. The record is from RefSeq and is a predicted model, not a curated record. Lineage: Eukaryota; Metazoa; Arthropoda; Insecta; Diptera; Drosophilidae. The coding region runs from base 96 to 506 and encodes 136 amino acids.